AUGUCCAGCGGCAACACUGCCAACACGGCCACUGGCACGUCCAGUGCGUCUGGGACGCCCAAAUCCAACACCAAUUCUUCUUCCGCCACGACGAGCGGGAAAUCAACGAUAGCCAAGGAAGUGUCUCACUACGUGGUGACGGCUCAUCCUCCCGGUGGAGUAUUGUUUACUUGCAAGGGUCAUUUUGUGGCAUCUCAUGACGCAGCGUCGACGCAAGACGUGAUUGUGGCCAAGAGUCGUCGUUUGGAACUACGAACCUGGCAAUCGUCUUCCAACAACAGUACUACUAAUGCUAAUUCGACAACAACGUCCAACAAUGAUGGCGGCGGCGGAGACCACAACAAGACGUCUCUCUUUCCCGUCUUGGCAACGACACCGAUUCAUGGUCGUUUGACGUGUCUCCAAACGUUGAAAUUGAAGAAAAGCAGUGUCGACAUGAUCUUUGUCACGACGGAUCGACAUCAAUACGCGGUCCUCAGUUAUGAACCCACCAUGAGACCCUAUCCCUUUCGCACGCAUGCCAGUGGACGAUUGCCGUCGGGAGAGGAUCCAUCCUUGUUGGGCAGACGAUCCGAAAGUGGACCUCUGGUCGCCAUGGAUCCUCAGCAUCGCUGUAUUGCACUGCAUUGGCUCGAUGGACUCGUCACCAUUAUUCCCAUUGAUCAAAAUUACAAUCCUCCACUCGAAACAACAGCAGCAGCCACGGACAACAUGCCGGCAUAUUGGCCCAAAGCGGCGUCUUCACAAAGCAACAGCAAUAACAACAAAUCCUGUCUCAAGGAACCCUUUCAUGUCCGCAUGGAAGAGCGGACGCUCCUCAAUAUGGUCUUUUUACAAGCCAACAACUCUAGUGCAAAUAGUGCAAGCAGUGGAAAUCUCAAGACGGACGAAGGCACAGCAGCCGAUGUGCAAAUUCCUCCUCAAUUGACAUUGUUGCAUCAAGAUUCCCGGGGCACGCAACACGUGUACACUCAUUCGGUCGAUCUGCGCAAACAUUCCUUUUCGGCCGGCAAUUUGAAACGCAGUCGCGUCGAUGGGGGCAGCAGUUGGAUGAUUCCCGUCCCUGCCUCGCGGCCUAUUUUGCAACCACCACAAGGAGACGCUGCUGCUACUACUAGCAACAACAAUACCACUACCACAACAAAACCCAAUGGGACCAUUACGUUGGGAGGUGUCAUUGUCUUGGGACAACGACAAAUUACCUAUGCCAAUCCGACCACCACCAAAGUCACACCGGUACCACCCUGUCUCUUUUUGAGUUGGGAUGCCCUCCCGGAUGAUCCCAAGGGAAUGCCACGAUACUUGCUCGCGGACGAAUUUGGGAAUUUGCAUUUGCUCAGUUUUCUAACGUAUCAUGCCCGGAUUUACACUCGGGGACAGUCAGUUGGUACAGAUUCACGAAGAACCCAUUCGCAGUGGACCGAAGGACACCCGGCGGCCACCACGAACAACAAUAAUAAUGCCAUGGAAGACGAUCACAGUGUCGACGAUGCCACCACGACUGCGGCCGGGAAUACCAGCAACAACAACAAUAGCAGCAGCGGCGACAUGGAUUGGAUGGUCGACAGUACCUAUCUGACCGUGGUGGAAGAAUACACCCAUCUGGGUCCUAUUGUCGAUUUUGAUUUGGUCCCCACGGCACCUGGAUUGGCCAAUAAUACCAAUACCAAUCAGCCCUCGCAGGUCGUCACGGCCAGUGGAACAUCUCGUGCGGAUCUAUUCGACUCAUUCGCAAUGGUAUUGGCAUGA
Seminavis robusta is the source of this 1749-nucleotide messenger RNA. The record is from the annotation of a GenBank genome assembly. Lineage: Eukaryota; Bacillariophyta; Bacillariophyceae; Naviculales; Naviculaceae.